UUAUGAUUGGAAGAACAGUAGCCAAACAAUUACUAUUCUAAACGUUUUUGACUGAUUAAGCGCUUAAAAGACUCAUCAGCUUCACCAGAUCCCAUAAUCUCAGAAGCAAAGUUUGUACCUGAAUAUUUUUUUUAACGGUGUGGUUCCAAGAAAGACCCAGAAAUAUUUCCUACUCCCUCCAGGUAAUUAUCUUCUCAAGAGGAUCUAUACUAGUUAAUUUUCUCAGGAGUCAAGGCUCUUCUUCCUUUUACCUUUCAUGAGAAUUGGGCUCCGAAGGAGCAAUAUUGAGCUUGGAAAUGGAGGAUUAUGCCAUUUCUGGUGUCAAUAUUGACAGUUCAGAUUCAUGCAAAGAAACUGAGAUGUUAGAAUUAGAAAACUGCAUGGAAGUUUUAACAAAACUAGACUUGGACUUGGCAUAUUCGUCUGAGAAAUUAGUAAAUCUUCAUGGACUACUGAUGAACCUUUUGGCACAAGAAAAUGACCUUGAAACAAUAGCAGUGGGGAAUAACUAUAUUUCAGCAGAAUUUAUGGAGAAGGCACUGGUAUUUAAUCUCUUAUCUAGUAUUUUAGAUUCUGAGGUAAGAGAAUUGGACAGUUUCAUGGUUAGUCUCCAAGAAGAAAUUGUUGAUGCACAUAAAAAAAAAUCUUCAUGCAGAAACUUGAAAGAACAAUUUACCAUGAUGGAAGAGAAGUUGAUUGACUCUGAAGGAUCUUUGAGACAGACUCAGCAUCAUAUAUCAGAGGUCAAGAUUCAAUCAUCCAAGUUGCAGAGAACCGUUCUUGCUUUUACACAUGAAAAUUGGAAAAGUGGCAUUGCCGAGUUAUCAGAACAUGGUCUGUUGUCAAAUAUAAAUGCUCAAUCGAAUCUGCAGAUGGCUGGACAAAGACAUAUUCUAAAGAUGCUAGAGAAAUCACUAGCAAGGGAGCUCGAUCUUGAGAAGAGGUUAACAGAAUCAAGAAAAAGUGAGGAAGAACUAAAACACAAGCUACAUUAUACUGAACAGGUAGCUUUUCGCAUGGAGGAAACUGCUCAAGUAGUUUGGGGAAGGUUUUUAGAGGCUGAGAAUUCGGUUGUGGUGCUCAAGGGAACUUCUCACGAAUUGUUGGGUCGAAUCCAACUUGCAUAUUUUAAUUUGAACAGUAUGAUUCAACGAGAAAGUGAAUUGAAAUAUAAGUACCAAGAUUGUGUAGAAGUUCUUAAACAAAGAGAUGCAGCUUUACAAAGUUUCAAAGUCAGGACUGCUGAAAAUAGUGCCAUUGAUGCUGAACUCUCCACUUUGAGGGAGAAGCUGAAGCUUCUGGAGGAAAAGCUUAAAGAAUCAGAGCUCCAGCUGAGCAAUGAAAAGGCCACAAACAACUCAAGUGAAACAAAAAUAAGGGAAUUGGAAAAUCUAGUUGAAUCAUUGAAAGAAAGUACUGAUGUAGCAGACACUAGAGCUGAAAGUGCAGAACUCAAAGUUGCAGAGUUGACUGGAACAAAUGUAGAACUCACUGAAGAGCUUAAUUUUAUUAAAGGAAGUGCUAGUAAUGCAGAGAAAAAGGUUGGUGUUCUUGAGAAGCAAUUGAGAGAAGCCGAGAUCCAAUUACAAAACGCGAAGGCAUUGUCUGAAGCAAGUCAAGAGCAACAGAAUAUGCUGUAUUCUGCAAUAUGGGACAUGGAGACUUUAAUAGAAGAUUUGAAAUCAAAGGUUGCAAAGGCUGAAAACAAGACUGACAAUGCAGAGGAGCAUUGUAUUAUAUUAUCUGAAACUAAUUCAGAACUAACUAAAGAACUAAGUAUUCUGAGGGAGAGAAUAGAGUGCUUGGAGGAAUCUUUGGAGCAAGCUAGAAGUUCAACAGUUGAAAGUGCAAAUGAUAUUAAUGUCAAGACUAAGUUCAUCAUGGAUUUGGUAACGCAACUUGGGAGAGAAAGGGAGCACAUUGACAAACAGUUAAAUCUCUUAACAAAGGAGAACAAAGCUAUGGCUGUGAAGUUGGGUAUGACAGUGAAGGAUGCCUCGCUGGGGUGCAACAGCAAUAAUGAUGGUGACAAAGAGCUUCCUUCCUUGAUGAAUAAUUUAAGCAACAAUGAUUCUUGUGCAAAAUCAUCCUUGGAUGCUGUGAAAGAUUCUGUUGGUAAAAGUUUCCAGUUGGAUGAAACACAAGACGCUUCUUCCUCAUCAGGUAAUGAUGUCAGGAGCUCCAAUUCUGUAAAUAGUGGUGUUGAUAUAGUUUCAAAGCUUGAGGUCUCGAAGGUUGUGUCAUCUACUAGAAGCUUGAACAUAAAAUAUGUAUUUGUGGCAAUGUUUGUAUCACUCCUUUCAAUCUCAGUCAUGUAUUUGCUUAACCAUAAACCUUCCCUAUUUUAUUGAUUUUUUGUGUGGAUGAAAUUCUCAUAUGGUCUUGACGCCAAUGGUUUUCUCA
This is a messenger RNA of Humulus lupulus (European hop), 2403 nucleotides long. RefSeq names its product WPP domain-interacting tail-anchored protein 2. Lineage: Eukaryota; Viridiplantae; Streptophyta; Magnoliopsida; Rosales; Cannabaceae. The transcript has 6 exons. The coding region runs from base 297 to 2351 and encodes 684 amino acids. The record is from RefSeq and is a predicted model, not a curated record.